AUAAAAGCAAAGGGAGAGGAAAAGAUAGGGGGUGGGAGAAAACAAGACAAUUAAAAAGAUUGACAGGUAGCUCCUCUGUCAGGGCUGACGCUGGCGGAGAGGGGAGGAGUAAAAAUGUAGCAGGAAAAGCCACUCGAUGCGUCUGUCGAUCAGUUGAGUCUGUCUGAAACAGCUUCCAGAUCCACCGCCUCACAUCGCUCCUGGACUUUCCACACCUUUUUUUUCUCUCUCUCUCUCUUUAAACCACCUCUUUUCAUCUGAAGACAAAUAUUCUUCAUUUCGCGUCGAUCUGAUCGGGUGGUUUUUCUUUCUUGUUUUUUUUUUUCUGGGGCGGGAGAGGGCGAAGCUUUGGAUGUUUGUUCCUCUCUUUUUCAUCGCAUCAACAACCACCCCGUCCUGAAAAAAAAAAAAAAAAAAAGAGAAAAAAAAAAGAUGCGAUGAGAUGAGUGGCUGAGAUCUUUCUCACGACUCUUAAACCGUGUGUGGCAGGAGAAAAGAUGGAAACACGCGGAUGUUUGACUCAUUUAGUUGGACUUAUUUGCGUGAAAUAAUUUCUCUUGGCGUGCGUCAACAGACGCAGCAAACUGUUUACCCCUUAACUCCAAACAGGACUGAAGAGAGAAGUUUUAUUUGUUUAUUUAUUUUUYCAGGGGUGAACUGAAACUUCAGUAGUUUUGCUGCUCGUGUUUCUUAUUUUUAUUUUUUUAAAUCUUGCCAUGAGAGAGAUGAAGGAAGAUGACUUCUGAUGGGCACCGGGGUGUUUGGAGCUGCUGGCCGAAUCCCUCCUGAUCGUUUCCCAGUUUCCUCCAGCCAGUUCGAAAAGACACUUAAAGGCCCCCCACCUCCACCUCCACACUUCCCCAUCCCUCCACACCUUCUCUCUCCUUCGGGAUGAUUUUUUUUUUCCAAACUGAGAGACUUGAUUUGUUUGUAAUUUCUGCAUGAGAAGCUCCGUGGAACGUGACGGUCACUAUGCCGAGGAGAAAGCAGCAAGAGCCGCGUCGAUCAGCAGCAUAUAUGCCUGAGGAUGAGCUUAAGACAGUCGCUCACGAUGAGGAGGAGCACCUGCAAGAUGAUGGCCUCUCAUUAGAUGGCCAGGACACAGAAUUCCUGUGCAAUGAGGAAGAGGAGGAUGUGGAUGGAGGCCAGCCACCUAGCUACAGGGACUCUCCACUUAGCAAUGGUACUAACCCUGAUGCUGGAUAUGGCUCUCCCCUUAGUGAUGCCAGCGACCGUCUUGCAGACUUCAAGAGCACCUCCUCCAGGGACGGUCAGGAGAGGGAAGGCCUUGCCCUGCCUUUUCGUCCCAACAAUGGACUGUCUUUCCAGGACAGCCUGGCAAAGAUGAAAGCUGUCUAUGCAAAUCUCAUCUCGGAUGCCUCUUGGUCUAGCAUUACAAUGGACAUCAUGAAGUCUAAGCCUGCUGCUGCUGCUGGCAGUGUCAAUGCUACGCUACCGACUCCCGAGUCAGUCUCUGCUGCCUCUGCCUCCUCAACUACAACCACAAAUAAGAGCAGUGGGAUCAACAUGGCCAGCAGUCACCACAAUAGUAAAAGCUCCGCUGUCACUGUCAACCAUGCAGGCAGCGUGAGUGCCAAUACCAAUGGCACGACAGCUAGCUCUGCUAGCAACCACAGUGCAAUCAGCAGCAGUGGGAGCAGCAGUGGAGGGGCCAGCAAUGGGAGUGGUGUGGCCUAUGACUGGCACCAAGCAGCACUUGCCAAAACUCUUCAGCAAACACCCUACCAUCUUUUACCCGAGCCUAGCCUCUUUAGCACAGUGCAGCUUUACAGACAGAACAACAAGCUUUACGGCUCUGUUUUCACUGGUGCAAGCAAGUUUCGCUGCAAAGACUGCAGUGCUGCCUAUGACACACUGGUGGGUCUGACAGUCCACAUGAACGAGACRGGCCACUAUCGAGAUGACAACAAGGACAAGGAGGAGGAUCAGGGUAAGCGCUGGUCCAAACCACGCAAGCGUUCCUUGAUGGAGAUGGAAGGGAAAGAGGAUGCCCAGAAAGUGCUGAAGUGCAUGUACUGUGGCCACUCUUUUGAGUCUCUACAAGAUCUCAGCGUUCAUAUGAUUAAGACCAAGCAUUACCAGAAAGUGCCUCUCAAAGAACCAGUGCCAGCCUUGGCUACAAAACUGGUGCCAACUUCAGCUAAAAAACGUGCUAUCCAAGAAGCUAUUGUCUCCCCGUGCUCCCCAGACUCUGUCCAUGCUGGUAGUGGUGGCGGUAGUGUAUCCCUUGGUGAUUUAGGCAAAGACUCAAAAGCUGCAGCUAACCCUUAUGUGACACCAAACAACCGCUAUGGCUACCAAAAUGGUGCCAGCUACACAUGGCAAUUUGAAGCUCGUAAAGCUCAGAUCCUUAAGUGCAUGGAAUGUGGGAGCUCCCACGAUACAUUACAGCAACUGACUGCCCACAUGAUGGUUACAGGUCAYUUUUUGAAGGUUACAAACUCUGCAUCUAAGAAAGGCAAACAGCUGGUCUUUGAUCCAGUGGUGGAAGAAAAGAUUCAGUCAAUACCACUUCCACCAACCACCACACGACUCCCUGUUCCUAGUAGUGUUAAGUCCCAGCCGGUGUCCCCAGCUCUCUCCUCUGGAUCAGAGGAGAAGAGGGAAGGAAUUGAGGAUGAAAAGGUUGAAGGAUGUGAGCCAGUGGAAAGAAAAAUUAAGGAGGAGAAAGAUGACUCAAGUGAGAAAUCAGAAACCGAUACUACGUCUUAUAAAUACCUUAGAGAAGAAGAUCUGGAGGAGACGCCUAAAGAAGGUUUAGAUAUUCUUAAAUCAUUAGAGAACACUGUAUCCAGUGCCAUCAGCAAGGCCCAGACAGGCACGCCCACAUGGGGUGGCUACCCUAGCAUUCAUGCUGCCUACCAACUGCAGGGUGCCAUGAAGAGUUCAGCUACUGUUCUGCCCUCAACAGUCCAGAGUGUUCAGAUGCAGCCAAUGUUUAACAGUGGUCUACGAGGUCUUGUAAGUAACCCUAACUCAGUCAUCCACUCACCUCGAAGUCCUUCCUCCCCAACCCCCCUCAGAAGUAACGUGAGCGCCAUGGAAGAGCUUGUGGAAAAAGUGACAGGAAAACCUGCCACCAUUAAGAAAGAAAAGGAGGAGAAGAUGGUGAGCCUGGAACGAUGUCGACCUCCAUCAGUGGUAAAAUCUCCUUCUCCUGCACUGAGAGAGCAUUUACCAUCUCCAAAUGACCUCUCUGUCGGUAAAUCAUCUGGUAUGAGAAGUGUCAGCCCAGGAAGUAUAGACUCAGAGAUUAUCUGUAAAAAGGARCCCAAAGAAAGCCUUGUGGAUGGCCACAACAACCAUUCAAAGAAUGGCUCUGAGGCGUGCCGGUCUCCUGUAAUGAACGGCAGCAGUCUUGGCAUUAUCACUGAUCACUCGCCUGAGAGUCCUUUCAUCAGCCCUCUCAGUGCCCUCCAGUCAAUCAUGAAUACACAUCUGGGGAAGGCUUCUAAACCGGUAGGCCCAGCUGCAGAUCCACUGUCUAUGCUUUACAAAAUCAGCAACAGCAUGAUUGAUAAACCAGCUUUCAACCCAACUCAGGGCAAAUCAGCUGAGCCCACCAACCACUAUCAGCUAUACGAAAACGAUGACCAGCCCAUAGACCUGAGUAAAAACAAGUCCACUACUAACACCAACAGCAACAAUAACAAUAGCAGCUGUAUGCUUUUGACCAACAAUAGUGUAAACGGCAACAAACCCCUUAUUUCCCUUCCUGAAUCUGUCUCCUCUCCUCUACGAGAGAAUGCUCUGAUGGACAUUUCAGAUAUGGUAAAGAACCUCACAGGAAGGCUGACACCCAAAUCUUCAACUCCUUCGUCCAUCUCCGAGAAGUCAGAUGCUGAUGGCAGUGCAUUCGAGGACGCCCUGGAGGACCUCUCUCCGGUGCAGAAGAGGAAAGGGAGGCAAUCCAAUUGGAAUCCGCAGCACCUCCUCAUCCUGCAGGCACAGUUUGCUUCUAGCCUGAGGGAGACUCCAGAGGGGCGGUACGCAAUGACUGACCUGGGCCCUCAGGAAAGGGUCCACAUCUGUAAAUUUACAGGUCUCUCAAUGACAACCAUUUCUCACUGGCUGGCUAACGUGAAGUAUCAGCUGAGACGGACUGGGGGUACCAAGUUUCUCAAGAACAUGGACUCAUGCCAGCCCGUGUUCCUGUGUGGUGACUGUGCGUCUCAGUUCAGGACUCCCUCCUCCUACAUCAGCCACCUGGAAUCUCACCUGGGCUUCAGCCUGAAGGACUUGUCCAAACUGUCAGCGGAGCACCUACGGGAGCAGCAGGCUGCCUCAAAGGUGAUCACAGACAAAAUGACAUUUGGCAGCCCACUGUCAGCCUUGACCACACCAGAGGACGACACGGGCUCUGUGUACCAGUGCAGACUUUGCAAUCGGACAUUCGUCAGCAAGCAYGCAGUCAAACUGCACCUUAGCAAGACCCACGGCAAGUCUCCAGAGGACCACCUGGUGUUUGUCACCGCGCUGGAGAAACUGGAGAAGCUUGACAAAAUGUAGAAAGUUUAAUCAAGUAAGUCCGUGAGCUGCUGAGGGGAAAGACUGACAGCUGUGGAACUGACUAAAUUUUCAUUGCACUAAAAAGACAUUGUUCACAGUUACUGCACUGGGCCAAAAUGAGCCUCCAGAAGAAGAAGAAAAAAAAUAUGUCUUACUAUUUUUAGUUGUGACAACUGCCUGAUUGGACCAUUUCUUUAAAAUGUUGUUUAUUUUCAUUUUGUUUUGCCAAGCCUUUUUUUACACUUAUUUUGUAAAAUAUUUAUAUGCUAUUUGUCUGAUCUGUGCAUGUAUUUUAGUGAAACAAGAUUAAACAAGAUUUUAUUCUUUUCAUGGCAAAAUACAACUACUGCUUCAAUAGUGUGAGUGGUGAGUGGAAGGAAGUGGUGGAAGAGAGAGAACUGUAUAGUACUUGACAAAAGGACAUUAAAUAUGUACACCAAAAGAUUGAAAUGAAUAUCCUUAAAGACUGAAGUACGGCRGCACCUUACACAGUUAAAUUUAGAAUUUGUGAAGAGAACAUGAUUUGAAACGUCCUGCAUUUGUCAAAAUCUGUUUAACAAAGAUCAAGGAUUAUCACACCCCUCCAUUGCUCUUCUCCUUGGUUUUUUGUUGCCACAAUGUUUUGUUUUUCUUCGAUGAUGAAUGGCCUGAUGAUAAAUCUGUCAGUGUAUAAAAAAGAAAAAGAACUUUUGGAAAAACUGAAAUGCUGCUUCUUGGUUACAGUCAAUCAAUGAAAGUGAAACACAUUUGUAUGCAAGAUUGCUCCAAAACAAAAAAGAAAAAAAAAAUCCUUGCUGUGAAGUAUCACUUUAUAGCAAUUUUCCAGUUGUAUGGUUUGUUGCAASUUUCUCUUUAUAAAAUUGUGUGGCGUUCUUCAGCUGUAAAGAGAUGAGUCUGAUCCAUGUAAAUGACCACCAGUGAAAAGUCAGUGCUCCAUAAGACAUAUCUUACCAUUUAAAAUGGCUCCAACAUUCUUUGUAUCUUAAGGUGUGUGCAUUCUCUAACUUUUAUAUUGUCAUUUUAUAUGCAAAAAGAAAAACAAAAUAAAAACAGAUGGUGUACAUAGAUAUAUGCUGUAGAGCUACAAAAUGUCAUUUUUUAAAGAAAAUACAAAGUAAGCUUCUUUGGCUCAGUUUACAGAAAUGAUUUUAAUUAUACUUGCAUCCAAUUUGGUGCAUGAAAUGGUGUGGAAAAUAAAUAAGCGAUGCACAAUGACUAUACAUUUCAAUGUUUUGUUGACAAUAUUGUAAAAAAAAGAAGAAAAAAAAGAAAAAAAACAAAACAACUUUUUAGCACCAGUUGGUUUGUUUCCUUUUUUUCUCAAUUGUAAAAUAAACCCCAAAGCAGUUGGUAACAGUCAUA
This is a messenger RNA of Austrofundulus limnaeus, 5892 nucleotides long. RefSeq names its product teashirt homolog 1. Lineage: Eukaryota; Metazoa; Chordata; Actinopteri; Cyprinodontiformes; Rivulidae. The record is from RefSeq and is a predicted model, not a curated record. Gene Ontology annotation, cellular component: nucleus. Gene Ontology annotation, biological process: regulation of transcription by RNA polymerase II. The coding region runs from base 973 to 4530 and encodes 1185 amino acids. Gene Ontology annotation, molecular function: DNA-binding transcription factor activity, RNA polymerase II-specific; DNA binding. The transcript has 3 exons.